Funneliformis caledonium is the source of this 5399-nucleotide messenger RNA. The record is from the annotation of a GenBank genome assembly. Lineage: Eukaryota; Fungi; Glomeromycota; Glomeromycetes; Glomerales; Glomeraceae.
GAAUGAAAUCAGACCUUUCUUCAAAUGACGUGAUUUCUCGAAUUGAUACAAUUAUAGACCGAAAGCAACAUUCUAACAUCCAUGAAGAUUUAAUUCGUAACGAAGCACUUAAACUAUUAAGAUAUAUUGAUGAUAACUGGGACAAGUUAACCGUUAAUAAUGAUCAAGUAUUCUUGAAUACACUGUUGGAAACUGAGUGGAUCCCUACCGUUGACGCAUCUGGCAACAAAUACUUCUCGAAACCUCAAGAUUGCUGUUGUCAAAAAGAUAAAGAUUUAGUUUGUCUGGUUGUUCCAAUACUUGAAUGCAAAGUUAAAAGCAAGGAGUUUUUAAAACAUUUUAAGUGGGAUACUUUUCCUGAAGUCGAAAAGGUUCUACAGCAGUUAGAGUUAUGUUAUGAAUCCAGACAACCACCAAAUAACUUGGAAAAGAUUUGCAGCGCAAUUUACGAAUAUAUGAGUAAAACUCUACAAGCAAACGAGGAAAUAUUCAAGAGUCAAUUGGAAAAUAAACCGUGGAUUUUACGUGAAAAAAAAUUUUAUUCAGCUGAUAAGGUUGUUUUUCGUCUUCCAAGUAAAUUUAGGGAUAACGUUUCUAUAAUUGUUGAACUUCCCAUUUUAUAUGCAAGCAAAUCUAAGAAUUUGUUUAAAGCUAUGGGAGUUCGUGAUGAAAUUGGAGUCAAAGAUUUUAUUUUAAUUAUUAAAAAUAUAGUGGAAGAAAAUAAGAAAAGAAGGCUUUCGGAUGACGAAAUGAAAAAUGUAGUUAAAGAAAUCGUUCAAGUUCUUGAACAGAUUGCAAGGUUACAACAGGAUAACAAGAGAGAAGGAAAGAAACCUGAAAGUUUGGAAGGAUUAUUAAUUCCGAGCACUGAAAAUGAAUUUAUAAACUUGGAUGAAAUUCAAUUUGAUGAUAUGGGAGAUAGACUUGACGAAGAAAAGAGGAGUGAAUUUAAAAUUGCUCAUCAACUCAUGACCCUUGAUAUUGCUAGAGAAUUAGAACUUCAAACCUUAACGGGAAAAAUAUAUGGUAUUAAAUCCGGAGAUAUUGAUUGGGAUAUCUAUGAACAAGAUGAAUCCUUGACUACCAGAAUCAAAAAUAUUAUUAGUGACUAUCCAUUAGAAAAAUUGUUUAUAGAAUUCCUUCAAAAUGCAGAUGACGCUGGUGCAAAACAAUUUUCAGUAAUAAUAGAUGAAAGAAAAAAAUUUAAGCAUGAUCCUUCUAAAAAUUCUUUGUUGUCAGACGAAAUGGAAGGUUGGCAAGGUCCCGCGAUAUGGAUAUACAAUGAUGCUGAAUUUACUGAUAUAGACUUUCGAGCUUUGAUUAAACUCGGAGUUGGAGGAAAAACUAGAGAUGAUACUAAAAUUGGAAGAUUUGGGAUUGGAUUCAAUUGUGCUUUUCACGUCACGGAUUUACCAAGUAUUAUAAGCGGACAAAAUAUUGCGUUUUUAGAUCCAAAUGCUAAAUUUCUUACAGCACAAGGAUACCCUCCCAGAAGGCAUAGGGGCACUAGAUUUAAUUUUAUUGAUAAGGAGUUGUGGAAGUUUACAGAUCAAUGCUAUCCUUAUAAGGUCUUAUUCGAAUGUUUCGAUUUUAUGAAAGAUUGCAGUUUUAAUGAAGCAGUAGGAUUCGGAAAGAAAACAUUGUUUAGACUUCCACUUAGAACCGAAGAAUUAGCGGAACAAAGUGAAAUUUCAAAUCGAACCAUAGAAAUUAGGGAGAUCUUGCGUCGAUUCAGUAAUGUCCGGGGUAUCAAGGAGAUGCUCUUUUUGAGGAAUAUAGAAUCAUGUAGUCUACAUCACAUAAAUGAACAACAAGAAACUCGAACGAUAUGGGAAGCGAAUAUUCACAUGACAGAUGCUUGUCGCAAAAUCCGUAGUAGUGUAGCUGAUACAAUGCAAAUAUAUCAAUUAGAUAUUGAAAGAAUCGAUAACAGGACAGUUUCAGAAAUGUGGUUGUUAUGUACAGGAGGAAAUGAGGGAAUCAAUUCGGAAUUUAGAGAGUUUUCAAGAGAAAGACGACUCAGGCCAAGAGGUGGAGUUGCUACAUUACUUGCUAAAUCCGAUGAAAAAUCUUUGGAAGAAUUGAGAGCUGAACCGUUUUCAUAUCCCGAAUUCAGAGGAGAAAUUUAUUCAUAUUUACCUAUGUCAAUUGCUACCAACUUGGGAGUCCAUUUAAAUGGAAACUUUUCUCUGUCUAGUGCAAGAAGUAAUAUUUCACAAUCUGAAAAUGAUUUUCUGCAAGCCGAUUGUAACGAUGCAAAAUGGAAUCGAUUUAUUUUGAAUGAUGUUUUGCCUGAAUUACAUGCUAAAUUGCUCGAUCAUAUUGCGUUGCUCAAAGAAACUAAAUGGAGGGAAAAUAGAACCGAAGUUAUUCCACAUCAUCUUUGGCCUAUUAAAGAUAAUUUAAAUUCAUACAAAAGCUAUGGAUUAAAUGUUAUUAUAAAGAUGUGUCUUCGUGAGUAUAAAAUCUUCUGGACCGAAGCUAGCGGUGGGAAAUUUGUUUCAUUAAAAACAGCCAGAUUUCUUAAGGGAGAAGAUCCUAUAAUUGCGAAUAUAUUAGCCGAUUUAGGAGUCUUGGCGGUGAACUUAAAUGAGGAAAAUUUUAACCAACUUGAGGAAGCUAAAACUAAUAGUAGAAAUCCAAAUUUCAAGUACACGUCUAUUGACGGAAGAUUGGUUUGCGGAGAAUGUCAAAGGAAAAAAUUGAUGUUACCUUUCAAGAAAGAGAAUAAUAAUCAUGAUUCAUUAUUUAAAUUUCUUAAUUUUAUCCUUAAAGAAAAAGAUAAAAGUACUUAUAGAUUGCUUGCUGGAUUACCAUUAGUUCCACUAAGUAAUGGUUCAGUUGGAAAUUUUGGCGAAGUUCAUUAUAUUGGAGAACAAGAACACCUAGACCUAUUUCCAAGCAUUGGCCCAUCGAAAUUUGUCACCGUUAACUUACCAAAGGAACUUGCAGAAAUUUUUACAGAUGAUGAGUUUUCUGAAAUUACACAUAUUAAAAAGUUUGAUGCCUUAGCAAUUUUAGAUCUUUUAGUAUAUGAACUAUCAUUUUCAGAUAUUGAAUGGGAACCUAAUGGAGAUAUAGUACCAUAUAAUCGUUGGCUUGAAAAAAUUUGGUCAAUACUUAUUACUGAUGCAGAAAAGUUAGAUUUUACGAUACUUUCUAGCUUUCCUCUAUUACCAAUGACUGAACCUUCCAUUAUGAUUGUUCGACCCGAUAUAACAAAUCCACUAUUAUAUGACAAUGAACAUAUCUUAAUUCCAAUUUUAGUAAAGCUAAAAGUACGGUUUACUAAUAUGAAAAUUUUCGAAUGCGCUAAUGAGAGCCUUAAACAAUGUAUAGUGCAAUGCACUCCUAUAAAUAUAAUUAAUUCGUUGGAGCAAGCUCGUCAUUCUUCAUCUUCGAAUAUGAAGGAAUUAUUUGAAUCUAGUGAUCUAUCACCUUCAGAUUAUGAAAUGCUUAGAACAUUUAUCAAAAAAGAACUUGAAACUUUAACAGGCAAUCAGGAAAAUUUCAUGGAUAUUCUUAUGUCUUUACCAAUAUGGCCAAUACAUUCUGAUGAAAAAGACAUGUUCAUUGAUGCCAAGUCUGGAAUUCUUCUUCCAUUUAAGCUCCCAUUCUUUUCAUUUCGUAGAAAAACCACCUUUUACAAAUGUGAUCACGAAACUGACUUCAAUACACUUACUAGCUUAAAUGCUCAAACUAAAUCUGAAUUAGAAUAUCUUAAAGAAUAUUUGUUACCAGAAUUUAUGGAUUAUUCGAAACCCAUAGAUUGUCCAGGUUACGUCCCUUUCUUGUUAAAAGUUUUAUCUUUAGAAAAUUCGGAAAUUGAACAAUAUCUUAAACAACAGAGAGUGAUACCUAAUAGAUCACUUGAAGAUUUUGUAAGUGCCAAUGAAUUAUAUGACAUGAACGAGCCCUUAUUCCGCAGUAUUUUUGCGGAUAGCGACAAAUUUUUACCAUCAGAAUUACAAAAUGAUUCCGUUUGCCUGGAAGCUCUUGUAAGAAUUGGUCUUAAUCGUCAAGUAAAUCAUAAUACAUAUAUCAAAUGCACAGAAUCAUUGGUAUCACAGAUUAGAAAUAUUAAACGAGGUAUAGUUACGAUUGAAAAAGUUAAAAAUCGUGCAAAAGUAUUAGUACGUUGUUUAUACGAAAAUGUCGACACGUUAAAUUUUAACGAAGAACAAUGGAACAAAAUUCUGGAUACGAAAUUUGUUCCAUCAGAAACGAAUCUUCCUAGUCAACUUUAUCAUACAUCAAAAGAGACUUCAGGGUUUGAAAGUUUUAGAACACUUUGUUCUCACAAAUAUAAGAAAGUAUGUUGGAGUAAACGUCCAUUAUUUGAUGAAAAUAUUGAACCCAUUACAUCUUUCAAUCAGCGUUAUCCAAAUAUUGGAAUUCCAUCUACCGAAGAUAUUAUUGAACAUUGGUUUUUUAUUGUUGACAAUAUAAAUUCAUGGAAAUCUCUCGAAUGUAAGGAAAUAAAAAGUGUAAUUAAAGAAAUUUAUGAAAUAAUGAAUGAAUGUUCACAAGAUGAAAAUCAAAAGGUGUUGAUUGGUUUGAAGAUUAAAAAUAAUAAGAGGAAAUUAUUCUUGAUCGGAGAAGAUCCGUUUAAUGUCGAUAAUUGGGAAAUAGGAGAAAAGCUUAUAAUUGGUUUACAUGAUAAAGUUGAAGAAUAUUUAAAACCUUACGAGAAUUUAUUAGAACUUGCUGGGGCUCGCAAGUUAAAUGAGAUCAAAUCAAAUGUAAUAAUCCGAGAACAUGAUCAAAAAGAUAUAUUGUUUGAAGCUUUAUUGAACAAACUUAUUAUUCAAUCUAGCAAUGAAUAUAACGAUGUCAUUUUUAUUGUUGGUAGUGAGAAGGAACAAAUUGGUGCCAGUAGAUAUGUGCUUUCAGCCGCAUCGCCUUACUUUAAUACGAUGUUUUGUGGUGGCUUUAGUGAGUCAGCAAGCAAAGAAGUUAAAACUAUAGAAUUAGAAGAUGUUCGACCAGAGGCAUGCCGGGUAUUUCUUCAAUGGCUUUAUGGACAAUCUUUUGAAGAAGCAACAAAGUCAGCCUUACGUAAGAAAGAAAACUUUACAGACGAACAAGAAAGUUAUGAAACUUAUUAUUUAUACUUUUUGGUUCAUUUGUUAAAGAUAACUGAUAUCUAUGGUGCUGACGCACUCAAAGAUAACGUGGAAGAUACUAUUAUAAAAAGUCAUGUUAAUGUUCAUAAUGUAUGCGAAAUAUUAAAAUGGUCAAAACAAAGCAAAGCACCACAAUUAAUAAAUCACUGCGAACAGUAUAUUGAAUCAAAUAAUAAUAUUAUUUUAGAGCAAAGAUUAGAAUAUAUGAAUGGAGAGGAUGAGGAUGAAAUAUCCGAAGAAACAGAAAUGGUAAACACGUUACUUGAAAGAUAG